Rotaria sp. Silwood2 is the source of this 453-nucleotide messenger RNA. The record is from the annotation of a GenBank genome assembly. Lineage: Eukaryota; Metazoa; Rotifera; Eurotatoria; Philodinida; Philodinidae.
AUGUUUCAUCAAACGAUUGAACAAGCGCAACCAGGUGAUCAAUUAGGUAUAUUACUUAAAAAUAUUCGAAAAGAAGAUAUUCGUAGAGGUGUGUUUGUUGGUAAACCUGGCUCAUUGAAAAUGCAUAAUAAAUUUGAUUGUCAAACUUAUUUCUUAUCUAAAGAAGAAGGUGGCCGUGAAGAACCAAUUCCCAAAGAAUUUGUAUUAACUAUGUAUUGUCGAACAUAUGAUAUUGGUGUUAAAGGUGUUGUACCUGAAGGUCGUGAAAUGAUUAUGCCAGGUGAAGAUGCAACAAUGACAUUAUAUACAAGCAAACGAAUGGUUUUGGAAAAAGGUGCUCGAUUUACAUUACGUGAUGCAGAUAAUAAAACAGUUGGAACUGGUGUUGUAACUAAUGUACAUCCAGAUCCUCCACCAGAGGAAUUGAAAAAAUUUUGGAAACGAGCAGCUUAA